Messenger RNA from Notolabrus celidotus (New Zealand spotty), 1738 nucleotides. RefSeq names its product sorting nexin 15 (gene snx15). The record is from RefSeq and is a predicted model, not a curated record. NCBI's taxonomy places the organism in Eukaryota, Metazoa, Chordata, Actinopteri, Labriformes, Labridae. Bases 130 to 1281 code for a protein of 383 amino acids. Gene Ontology annotation, molecular function: phosphatidylinositol binding. The transcript has 7 exons.
CAUUUGUAAACGUCACUAACCAGGAAGUGAGUGGAGGGGAGGGAAAUCACAACAGAGCUAAUAAAGCUUUGACAUCUCUGUCUUGCACCGCCGAAACACGCGGUUGCUGUGUUGUGACCAAGAACAGAUAUGUCACGAAAACCCAAAGAUGAAUAUUACCGCUUUUUCAGCGUUACCGACCCACGUACCCACGAGAAGGGACACACCGAGUACAAAGUGACAGCAAGGUUUGUGUCCAAGCGUCAUCCCGAAGAUGUAAAGGAAGUGGUUGUGUGGAGGAGGUUCUCAGAGCUGAAGAAGCUCCAUGGGGAGUUGGCUUACACACACAAGAACCUGUUCAGAAAAGAGGAGGAGUUUCCGCCUUUCCCCCGCGCACAAGUCUUCGGAAGGUUUGAUGAAGCUGUGAUUGAGGAGAGGAGGAAAGCCACAGAGGCCAUGCUCUUGUUUACUACUCGCAUACCUGCACUCUACAACAGUCCACAGCUCAAGGACUUCUUCAGAGGCGGUGAAGUCACCAGGCCUCUGGAUCACACCACCAUGUCUUCCGAGGGGCCCCUGCCUCCACCUCUCAUCCCCCUUCCCAAGCGGAGGGCCUCAGACUGUGAACCUGCUGAGGAGGAGGAAGGGAGGGAGGCUCCGACCUUACCCCAAGACCUGGGCAACAACGUUGGAUUAGAAGUGGGAGAGCCUGAGGUAGCAGCUGAGGCUUACAGUGAGAUGGGAGGCUCCCCGAGAGAAGAAGAGCCCAAGCAAGAGGAACUUGUGGAUACAGAGCUGGAUGACAUAGUUCCAUCCCCAUUUCCAUCCCCAGCGAGGAACCAUCAAUCACAAGAGUCCCAAGAAGAAUUUGAUUCCCUGUUUGACUCUGGGGCAGAGGAGCAGCUCCCAUCCCCGAAAGAGGAAGGUCCACCUGCACUAUCUGAUAAUGACUUGGCUGUCUUUGACCCCUGCCAUAAACAAGGUGAAUCCAAUUCCUCCUGCGACUACUCUGAGUUGUUCUCACUGCCGCCAGCCAGCCUGGAUGGAGGAGACGUGGCCUACUUGAACCAAGCUGCCACGGAGCUCACCUCUGCUAUGGAGAGGGAGCAGAAAGGAGAAUUCAGCUCUGCUAUUCUUGCAUACAGGACGGCAGUGGAUAUACUGAUCACUGGAGUACAAGGAGACCCAGAUCCGAUCCGGAAGGAGUCUGUGAUGAAACGGACGGCCCAGUAUCUAAAGCACACUGAGAUGUUGGUGGACAGGCACUCCUCGCCCUCACACACUCACACACAGGACCUUUAGAUGCACUGAGAAACUGACACACUGUUUAACACACAAUGAAGGCAGAUCAAAGACAAAGACACUCAGGACUGGGACACUCAUACACUUAUACUACACAUCACACAUACAUGUACACGUGUACUGUCUGUUGACACUCUUAAAUAAAGUGAGGACACUUUCUUGUUUGCAACACAAGCUAAUUCAGGUACAAAACAAGCACACAGACACAGUCACAUAUGAACACACUCCUGAGGUACGAGGUAUUUACAAAGUUUAAAUAUCUGAGAAAUGAAAAUAACCUUCAGCUUAUAAAUCUACGGAUGAUUUACCUCUUUCUAACGUUGUUUAUAUCUUGCUCUUAAGUAAGUAUUGGCCUUUCUUUUACAAUGUUUUAUUGUGAAAUACAGUAAUGUGUAUGUAUAUCUGUAAUUUGCAUUUUGCACAAAUAAUGUUUUGUUAAUAAAUGAUUUUAAUUUAA